GAGAAGGUAAUGUUCAAUAUAUUUCUCAAGUCUAUCUCAGGUGUGUUAAAUAACUUUCAGAACAUUGGUGUAGAUGUAAAUAUGGACUUAAUUCAAAUCAGCUCGAACACACAAACAAAUUGAUUUAGACCAGUACUUGGUUAUUGUGAGGCAGACUGUCGUUGUAAGUGUGAUAGCUAUCACAGAGCGGAGAUACUGAGUUAUAUAUCGAACUCGUUUGGCUGUAGUGGACACCCGUUCACUGAGUGGACCUCCGUUUAGUGAGUGGACCUUCAGUUUAUUGAGUAGCCUCCGUUUAUUGAGUGGACUUAAGUUCUUUGUGUGGACCUCCGUUUAUUGAGUGGACCUUCAGUUCAUUGAGUGGACCUUCAGUUCAUUGAGUGGACCUUCAGUUCAUUGAGUGGACCUUCAGUUCAUUGAGUGGACCUUCAGUUCAUUGAGUGGACCUUCAGUUCAUUGAGUGGACCUUCAGUUCAUUGAGUGGACCUUCAGUUCAUUGAGUGGACCUUCAGUUCAUUGAGUGGACCUCUUUUUUUUUUUUAAUAUUCCAGCGUUUAAAUCCUUGAACGACUGCUUGUGUGGCUUACACCAGAAAAGUCUUGGUUUUUGAGGUUUCACGAAGGUAAAUUAAAAAUUAAAAUUACACAGGAGAUUCAUACUUUGUUGAUUUAAAUAAAAAUACAAUGUUUCAUUCAGUCUAAUGCCUUACUGGUUUAAAUGCUUUUGUUAGGUCUGUUAUAUGACCCAAAUGACAUAUCCAAUGACAUAUCCAAUGCCAUAUCCAAUGACAUUCCCAAUGACAUAUCCGAUGACAUAUCCAAUGACAUAUCCAAUGACAUAUUCAAUGACAUAUCCAAUGACAUAUCAAAUGACAUAUCCAAUGACAUAUUCAAUGACAUAUCCAAUGACAUAUCCAAUGACAUAUCCAAUGACAUAUCCAAUGACAUAUCCAAUGACAUAUCCAAUGACAUAUCCAAUGACAUAUCCAAUGACAUAUCCAAUGACAUAUCCAAUGACAUAUCCAAUGACAUAUCCAAUGACAUAUCCAAUGACAUAUCCAAUGACAUAUCCAAUGACAUAUCCAAUGACAUAUCCAAUGACAUAUACAAUGACAUAUACAAUGACAUAUCCAAUGACAUAUCCAAUGACAUAUCCAAAGACAUAUCCAAUGACAUAUCCAAUGACAUAUCCAAUGACAUAUCCAAUGACAAAAGAGGAGCGUGUGGGUGUCCGUCCCAGGGUGCAUGUUUUUCUAUUUAUUUAAGGGUGAGGGCCAUUUUGGCCAACUUUAGAGGGUUUUUUUUUUUACGUGGAGUGAAGUGGUUCUCAAAAAUCUUGUCACACCCCGGGUGCCACUAACCCUUCCAAGGGCGCCACCAUCUCUAUCUACACCACUGCGUAAAACCUUAUAAAAUACAUUACCACGUCACUCAAAUCCAUUUUACCAACAUGUGUUAUAGCUUAUUUUUAAAAACAUAUGAUCAUUAAGAAAAGUAUGCCUUAUAAGAAUUUCGAUUACCCCACUGAAACUAAAAAGUCCAGACCGUUGUCAACACAUUUAAUCCCUGAUCUAGAACACCUUCCAGGUCGAUCUAUUGAUUUCCUAGAGUGUUAAAUGCCCUAAAUUAAAUCCCCCCCCCCCCUUUUUGGUUUGAACCGAUUGUAUGGGGCUCCCUUUGUUGAAGUAAAUGUGGUGCUUGCUGCACUGUGUGAUACUGUCGUCACGAGUUCUAGUUAAAUCUGGAACCUUUAAUAUCAUGCACCGACCGCCGGACCCCCCCCCCUCUCGCUAACCCCCUCCCUGGGUCUGAUAAACAUGUCAACGUGCCUGGGACGUCUUUGAUCCAUAAGCCUUAGGUUUGAACCGAUUGGAUGGGGCUCCCUUUGUUUAAGUAAAUGUGGUGCUUGCUGCACUGUGUGAUACUGUCGUCACGAGUUCUAGUUAAAUCUGGAACCUUUAAUUUCAUGCACCGACCGCCGGACCCCCCCCCCCUCUCGCUAACCCCCUCCCUGGGUCUGAUAAACAUGUCAACGUGCCUGGGACGUCUUUGAUCCAUAAGCCUUCGGUUAAAUGUUGAAUGGGAAACAAUAUAAUGAGCAAACAAUGAUCGCAUAGCGUUUAAAAUUCUUAGUAGUCAACCGCUGCUUUUAGUCGCUGUCUCGUGUGGGAGAUGUUGCUUUAUACUGAAGCUCAUUGACCGAAAAGUCGAGGUAAUUUAAUUGUUGACAUCUAUGCGAAUGGAAUUAGUAUGGACGGGGUAUGCGAUUUUACUCUCAAUUAUGUUGUCUUGAUUGUGUUGUCCUUAUUGUGUUGUCUUUAUUGUGUUGUCCUUAUUGUGUUGUCUUUAUUGUGUUGUCCUUAUUGUGUUGUCUGUAUUGUGUUGUCCUUAUUGUGUUGUCUGUAUUGUGUUGUCCUCAUUGUGUUGUCUGUAUUGUGUUGUCCUCAUUGUGUUGUCCUUACUGUGGUGUCCUUAUUGUGUUGUCCUUAUUGUGUUGUCUUUAUUGUGUUGUCCUUAUUGUGUUGUCUUUAUUGUGUUUUGUUUAUUCUGUGUGCUGUUUCAUUGUAUUGUGUUUGUUAUUUUGGCUUUCGCAUACCUCGGUCUUACAAGUAAUUCCACAAGGCUCGAAGGCAGUGCAGGCUCUACUCUAAUAUGCCUACAAUCUACUUGUAGGAAAAGCAGGAGAUAUAUUAUAUAACCCGGGUUUGACACCCGGCGGAAAACUGAAUCAAACCAUGAUAUUCACUGGGUGUGACACAGCUAAAAAUAGAAUCCAAGCAUCAUUAACCCUUGUUCACUCUUUACUCAGAAGAAUCGCAGAUUUUCGUUGGGUUUUUUUUUGUUGUCAUUCGUCCUACACGGGCGAAGAUGACGAGACAAUAUUUCACGGCUAGUACCUGCAGGUGGCAGAUUGAAGGUGUUAAGCACGGGGUUUUGUAACAUUUUUUUUUUUUGCAUCGCCGAAACCCUCCUCGAUUUCAAAAUAUUUCUAGCAUAACCCCACCCCCUUACCUCCCGCCCCCCUUCCCCCCUCGCACCCCUUACCUCCCCACGCCCCUUACCUCCUCACUCCCCGACAUAAGAUCCUCAUCUAAACAUUUUACUCUAAAUAUAAUUAUAUCUUAGUUUUGCCCGCAUGACCCUCUUGUUCAUUGACAAAGACGUGAGAAUACUGUUCCCAUUUUAUGAAAGUGCCACUAAAGAGAAGUUCUUAUCUUUAUGUAUAUCCUCACUGACCAGCUUGAUGGAUUCCAGAAACUUCAGAAACUUUUGGUGCCCGUCCGUAUAUUUCUGCUCAAAAUAUUUCCCAACCCUCAACUCAGCAAGUUCAUUGGUCAAAACGUCAGGGGUUUUAUUCCGAGGUCUUUCAAGGCCCCCCCCCCCCAACCCCACUUUUCCUUUCUCUGUGUCUUAUAUUUCAUAACCGUUAUUUGACAUGUUCUCGUGAUCUUUGUGAAGAUCAAGAUCAAAAGUUGUCAACAAAAGGUGCCGCCGUGGAAUUGUGGUUCAAAAUCUGAUGCAAGAGUUCGAUUGAAAAAAUUAUUGAUUUUUCCUUUCAAAAGCUAUCGAUCUUGAUAGAAUUUGAUUUUCAGCAGUUAAACUUACUGCGGAAAAAUACUUGCUAGGAAUACAAGUAUUAAUAAAUGUACAGAAAAAUAAUACCAGUUAUGUUGUGGUAGUUAACAACAAUGCAUCGUGCACGUUAUUUAACCAUCAUAAUUUCAUUUCAGUGUAAACCAAAGAAUCACACUGCACGUCAACAAAUCAACUAUUGCAAGUGUUGGUGAUUUUCUGAAUAAAGAAAUUAUUUUCAGAUAUUAACUUAUUAUCUCUAUUUGAUGUGAUACAAAAAAAAAAAAAAAAGACGAAAACGAAUUGAAGACAGUUUAUGAUGACGUCGCCAAAUGUGCAGCUGGCUGGCUUCAUGACAACCAAUGUGGACAAAAUGUCCAUCAAUGAGGACUUUUUGUCGGCGUCUUCCCAGAUGUUGUCCAAGUUAUUAAAUACAGACGUGAAGGUGAGUGACCCCAGUGCGAUGAUCAAGCUUAAAAUGCGACUUUUUUUUUUGUAAUAAUUGUCAGGUAUUGUAUAUUUCAUUCAUUAUCAAUAUCUGUUCGCAACUCUUAAUAAUGAAUGUGUUUAGUCAUUUAUUUCCCUCCAGGUUCGAAUAUUUAUUUUAAGCCUAAUGGCCGCGUUGGUUGCAGAGAGUUUUCAACCCUAUCGACUCCACGCUUUAUUCCACAAAUAAAGAAAAACAUAUUUAUGAAGUCUUAACACAUUCCAAAAAUAAAGAUCAACAUAUUUAUGAAAUCUUAACACAUUCAACAAAUAAAGACAAACAUGUGUUUGCCUUUUGAAGUCUGAACUCAUUCCAAAGCUUUCCCUUCUCUGUUCGCAGCAUGUCUGAUAUUUUAAAAUUCUUGCAAUAGAAAAGUCUUGGAAUACAAAUUCGAACAAUGAAGCGACUACGAGAGCAAACAGAUUGUUCUAUGCAGCUACAAAUAAAAAUCUUUUUUUUUAAAUCCUCGUCUCUUACAAAUGAGUGAACUCAUUUUUUUUUUUUUUUUAUGACUAAGUUUAGAAUUUUUAGUUUUGAUAAAGACACUAUUUUAAUCCGGUAGGAUAACAUUUUUCUAAUUGACUGAACUAAAGAAGUGAGUGUUUACUAAAACAAUUGUUGGGAACUUAUGCAUUUCCAGAACGUGACGUGUUGUGAAUUAUAAUUAUUUACUUUCCAGAACGUGACCCUUGAACUCCAGACCAACGUCGCCAUGAUGAGAGCUGCCUCCACCGCCCCGAUGUUCAACAUAAAACUGUUUCACAACUCGGACCAAGUGGACAGCGGGACGAAGUUCGACUACGCUAGAAAAGUCGCCGGCUGGCUAGCCAAACAGAUCAGGGUACCCGAAGACAGGUCAGUCCUUGUCCCCGUGUGGCUGUCACGGUCGAAUCGCGUGAUUUUGCUUUGUGUCUGGGGUUGAUGUUAUUAGAGUGAGCGAUAGUGUUUUUUUCCGUUAGUUUUUCCCCUUGUUCCCAACGAAUUGUCCCAGCCAGCUAUGACCGUGGCAGCGUGUUGAAGACAAACCACAUGAGGAAAAAAAUGAGUGUGAAUGAUUGUUGUGUUGAGAGUGACGCGUGCUGUGGAUUUAGGAGUGACAGGGGCCAUUGCUGUGGUUGUAGGAGUGACAGGGGCCAUUUCUGUGGAUGUAGGAGUGACAGGGGCCAUUUCUGUGGAUGUAGGAGUGACAGGGGCCAUUUCUGUGGAUGUAGGAGUGACAGGGGCCAUUUCUGUGGAUGUAGGAGUGACAGGGGCCAUUUCUGUGGAUGUAGGAGUGACAGGGGCCAUUUCUGUGGAUGUAGGAGUGACAGGGGCCAUUUCUGUGGAUGUAGGAGUGACAGGGGCCAUUUCUGUGGAUGUAGGAGUGACAGGGGCCAUUUCUGUGGAUGUAGGAGUGACAGGGGCCAUUUCUGUGGAUGUAGGAGUGACAGGGGCCAUUUCUGUGGAUGUAGGAGUGACAGGGGCCAUUUCUGUGGAUGUAGGAGUGACAGGGGCCAUUUCUGUGGAUGUAGGAGUGACAGGGGCCAUUUCUGUGGAUGUAGGAGUGACAGGGGCCAUUUCUGUGGAUGUAGGAGUGACAGGGGCCAUUUCUGUGGAUGUAGGAGUGACAGGGGCCAUUUCUGUGGAUGUAGGAGUGACAGGGGCCAUUUCUGUGGAUGUAGGAGUGACAGGGGCCAUUUCUGUGGAUGUAGGAGUGACAGGGGCCAUUUCUGUGGAUGUAGGAGUGACAGGGGCCNUGUGGAUGUAGGAGUGACGGGGGCCAGUUCUAUGGAUGUAGGAGUGGCAGGGGCCAUUGCUGUGGAUGUAGUAGUGACAGGGGCCAUCUCUGUGGAGUUAGGAGUGACCAGGGUCAUUGUUGUGGAUGUAGGAGUGACAGAGGCCAUUGCUGUGGAUGUAGGAGUGACAGGGGCCAUUGCUGUGGAUGUAGGAGUGAGAUUUUAGUUGGAUAUACUUAUUUCUUGUGUUCUAUGCAUUUUCAAUCCCUAUGCACACCAAGAGAUAAAAUACAUGAACCUGAACCGUUUCACUGAGUUGCGUUUAAUGAAUUCUUACGACACAUCAGCUCUGCAGGAGCUUGAAGGAAAUGAGUUUCUUUUACUCUGACAUUGCUCAGCGGCCACAACGAAGGGGACCUAACUUCUAGACAACGUACCAUCCACCACAGUGGUCUCGUUGUUCGACUUAUUUCAAUUUUUGAGGAUCAGGCAUCUCCCCUUUCCUACUGCUGAUGAGAUCCUUUUCUGACGGCGCUUCGUCGGCCAGAGAGGUCCUAGCAUCUUCCCAAGUCUCUUGUGCUCAUGCUGGCCGCCACCGUAGCUUCGUUCAGAGAGGUCCUAGCAUCUUCCCAAGUCUCUUGUGCUCAUGCUGGCCGCCACCGUAGCUUCGUUCAGAGAGGUCCUAGCAUCUUCCCAAGUCUCUCGUGCUCAUGCUGGCCGCCACCGUAGCUUCGUUCAGAGAGGUCCUAGCAUCUUCCCAAGUCUCUUGUGUUCAUGCUGGCCGCCACCGUAGCUUCGUUCAGAGAGGUCCUAGCAUCUUCCCAAGUCUCUUGUGCUCAUGCUGGCCGCCACCGUAGCUUCGUUCAGAGAGGUCCUAGCAUCUUCCCAAGGCUCUUGUGCUCAUGCUGGCCGCCACCGUAGCUUCGUUCAGAGAGGUCCUAGCAUCUUCCCAAGUCUCUCGUGCUCAUGCUUGCCGCCACCGUAGCUUCGUUCAGAGAGGUCCUAGCAUCUUCCCAAGUCUCUCGUGCUCAUGCUGGCCGCCACCGUAGCUUCGUUCGUUUACGGUCUUGUGGCCCAAGAGCGGAGAUCUGCAUUCUUUGUACUCUCUGCAUGCCACGUCCCUGAGAAUGCGACAUGGGUCCAAUCGUCUCGGUGUUGCCGAGACGAAGACGUCAACGCUCGGGUUAAGUGAAGAACUUGCUGCAUUUUGGCACAUUCCAGAACAUCAAUGUUGAGCACUUUGACCUGUCAUCGAAUGCUUGGGCUUCACCCUGGUCAACUCUGGUGAAACCCCUUGAAUUCACCGUGGUCAACUCUGGUAAAGGCCACUGAGUGUCCAUUGCUGGCCCGUAUGUGUAGUUCACAACGCGCUGCCCAGGCGAAGUUCACUGAGCACGCAUGACCGGUACGGCUAAGAAAUUAACCAAUCCAUGCAAUGUUCAUAUAUACGGCUAAAAAAUUAACCAGUCAAUUCAAUUUCAUUAUGUAAUUAACACAACGUUUUUCAAUAUUUUCUCCAGGGUACUGGUGCUGUUUGUAGACACAAGAUAUUGCAAUGCUGCAUAGCCUAUGUAUACUUAUCUGUCAUUGUAAAAAAAAAAUAUGUUAACAUGUAAAUAAAUUAUCAUACAACUUGCUCAAGGUGGAUAAAAGUCAGUUUUUGUAAUAAGUCUUAGUAACAUCGUCAAAAGAAAAUGUAAGUCAAUAAUUGAUUAAAAGGAAAA
Messenger RNA from Lymnaea stagnalis (great pond snail), 7498 nucleotides. The record is from the annotation of a GenBank genome assembly. Lineage: Eukaryota; Metazoa; Mollusca; Gastropoda; Lymnaeidae.